ACACUCCUUUCUAGAGCCAAUAUACAGUUUCCAUGGCUACUCACAAAAUACUAAAUGUUUACGGUGGUCGCAAUUGUUUAUUCAUAAGUAGAGAUAGAUAUUUUCAUAAUUGCAACGUUAGGUAAUUUCAGUUUUAAUUCUCACUAUCUCGCCUCUGGCUAGACAUAGCUGGGUCUCAGGAAAAGGAUAAAAUCAGUUAUAAUCGGAUGUUGAACCUGGUUUUUGACACAGAUCUUCAUAAAUACCUAACCACAUGAUCAAUAUGGAAUUUGUUUAAGAAAUUUUUCAGUUUGUUGAUCUUUGCAACAUUUUGUAUGAUUUGUAUGUAGCUACGCUUCAGAUUUCUAAACUGUUUACUGCAUAAAAUGUCCACCAGGUUGCUGUUUUUAGCAUUCUUUUUGACGUCUGCCUCUGCUUCUAAAGUAAUGUACACAACCAAAUGGCCGGCAGGACGCCACUCUUAUGCGGGAGCGAGAGGAUAUUUUGAGUUUCCAGAUUUAUACACUGGAACUUGUACAAUAUUUCUGCCAUUGUCGGUGCCACUAUUUGUAGGUGAAAAUUUUGAUAUUGUGCCUCAUCUGUCAGAUAAUCGAAUUGGAAAAUAUGUCCUCGUAGCUCCAUACAAAGCUUACAACGAGCCAAAAUUCAAUUUUUUGCUUCGUUUUUAUCCUGGAAAAUCGUUUUCUGCUGAAGGAAUAGAAUGGUCGUGCGAUAUCUCACAAGAAGCAGAUGUUGGUAUUCGUUCAUUCCCAACUGACCUCACACAGAAUUUGGCAUCUUCUCAUGUCUGGAUUCCCGGAUUGCGAAGAAAAAGUCAAAUAACACUUUACUUUCCCUUUCCAGUUGAGGAAUUCAGGGCAUUCGGAGCUGGAAAGACUAUAAAAAGAGCGCAUACUAUUUAUACAUUAUCUGGAUUUUAUUUAGAACAAGAUGAGGUAUGGUUUCAGUUUCAAUAUAAAGAUGGGAAAAUAUUUGACGCCACACAGAUAAAAGUUGAAGAACACAAUUAUCGCUAGCGAAAUGAAAUAACUUGAUAUACGAGUCUAUUAUCCUGUAUCAGGAGUAAAGAUCGCGAAGACGAAUUGUUAACAAUUUUGCCUAGCUAAUUAUUUCCCGUGUACAUGAGCAGCUCUUCGGACUUAUUUGGCGUUUGAGUUAUUUACAAAUAAGAUUACUGUUUUAUUAAUUUCAGUUCAACUAUAUAUACCAAUUUUGCACAGGCGCUUAUGUAUCGUACGUACAAGGAUGACCAUUGAAUUUUAAUCAAUAUAAUUUCAAUGUGAAAAAUGUGCCGUUUGUGAUAUAUUUGUGUUUGAAUAAAUGAAAGCAGUGAAAUAGUA
Styela clava is the source of this 1340-nucleotide messenger RNA. RefSeq lists its product as uncharacterized. NCBI's taxonomy places the organism in Eukaryota, Metazoa, Chordata, Ascidiacea, Stolidobranchia, Styelidae. The record is from RefSeq and is a predicted model, not a curated record.